UGUCUGCUGUGUUUCAGCUUCACUCAGAGACAACAUGGCUUCCAGGUUAGAGGAAGAUCUCUGCUGUCCGGUCUGUCAGGACGUCUUUAGAGAUCCUGUUGUUCUGUCCUGUAGCCACAGCUUCUGUAAAGCCUGUCUGAAGACCUGGUGGAGGGGGAAACCAUCACUAGAGUGUCCAGUCUGUAAGAUAGAAUCUUCAGGAAGGAAUCCCCCCUGUUACCUGGUUUUGAAGAACCUGUGUGAGGCCUUCUUACUGGAGAGAGGUCAGAGACCUCCAGAGGCUCUCUGCAGUCUACACUCUGAGAGACUCACACUCUUCUGUCUGGACCAUCAGCAGCCAGUGUGUCUCGUCUGCAGACAUUCAGAGAAACACAGCCAGCACAGAUUCAGACCCAUGGAUGAAGCUGCUCAGGAUCUCAGAGAGGAGCUCCAGAAAGCUCUGAAGCGCUUUAAGGAGAAACUGUGGCGCGUUGAAAAAGGUAAAUUUGCGCUUGAUCAAACAGCAGGACACAUGAAGGUCCAGGUCCGAUGCACAGAGACGCAGAUUAAGGAGCAGUUCAAGAAGCUUCACCAGUUUCUAGAAGAGGAAGAGGAGGCCAGGAUGGCUGCACUGAGGGAGGAAGUGGAGCAGAAGAGGAGGAUGAUGGAGGAGAAGAUGGAGGCUGUGAGCAGAGAGAUAGCAGCUCUUUCACACACAAUCAGAGCCACAGAGGAGGAGCUGAGAGCUGAAGACGUCUCCUUCCUGCACAACUACAAGGCUGCAGUGGAGAGGCUGCAGCGCCCCCUGCUGGAGGCUCCACAGCUGCCCUCAGGAGCUCUGAUAGACCAGGCCAAACACCUGGGCAACCUCAGCUUCAACAUCUGGAACAAGAUGAAGGACAUGGUGUCCUACUCUCCUCUCAUCCUGGACCCAAACACUGCUCAUCGAGAACUCGUCCUGUCUGAAGAUCUGACCAGAGUGAGACUAGGAGGAGAGAGACAGGAGCUUCCUGAUAAUCCAGAGAGGUUUGAUCAUCACCGCUCUGUCCUGGGCUCUGAGGGCUUUGACUCAGGGACUCACAGCUGGGAUGUCCAGGUUACAGACAGUACAUACUGGGUACUGGGCGUGUCAGCAGAGUCUUUCCAGAGGAAGGGACACAGAGAGUCUGGAUUAUGGAGACUAGGUUUCUAUAAAGGUGAAUACGCAGCAUGCUCACCAAGGUUAUCAGGUUCAGACACUCCUCUCCCCCUGCAGAAGGAGCUCCAGAGGGUCAGAGUGAAUCUGGACUGGAACAGAGGAGAGUUGUCGUUCUCUGAUCCUGACACUAACACACACAUACACACCUUCACACACACUUUCACUGAGAAGAUGUUUCCAUUCAUUAACACUGCAAAUGAUGUGAAGAUAUUACCACUGAAGGUGUGUGUGACAAGGGAACAGAAGAGAUAGAAAUAAAGAGUUUGUUUGCGUUUAUUAUGUUG
Notothenia coriiceps (black rockcod) is the source of this 1461-nucleotide messenger RNA. Its product is annotated as nuclear factor 7, brain-like. NCBI's taxonomy places the organism in Eukaryota, Metazoa, Chordata, Actinopteri, Perciformes, Nototheniidae. Gene Ontology annotation, molecular function: protein binding; zinc ion binding. The record is from RefSeq and is a predicted model, not a curated record.